UUACAUUUAAAAUGCUUGUGUAAUAUUUAAAAAAAAUAAAACCUGUAUAAUUGUCUUUCAUUUUAUUCUAGUAUUCAUUGGAAGUGUGUUGCCGAAAUGUUUGUCCUGAAUUCUUUGUCGGUGAUGGUUGUUCUGUUGUUUUAUUUGAAACUGUGCCACAAAACAAGAUUUUCCCACGGGAAUUAUCAUAAUAGAGUCUUAAUGUGAAAUAUGAAAAGUUAAAUACAUCGUAGAGUAAGUGAAGAAAAAAAACAGCAAUAAAUUAACAGCAGCGCGCCGAUCAAUCAUACGAUGUAAUAGUACAAUGUACAGCAAUGCUAUAGAUUGUACAUGAAAUAAUAAAUAUACACGUCCACGAAAAGCUAUACGCAGCACAGCUCAAGUCAUGUUAUAGUACCAGAAAUGAUACCGAGUUACUUCCACCCCGAUAAAGCAACCAACCAGUCACGCAGUACCUGUCUUCCCCGACAGAUGGCGCAGAUAUUGGACUAACUAGGGCCGUGCGGACCAGAGGCGGACAGAGCUGCCUCCUCGGAUUCUCGCCACCAAUAGGAUAUUGGAGAGUAUUUUCAGAGCGGUUAAUCUUUCACACAGUUUGUGAUCUGUAAAGACCAACAUUUCCUCACGGCGCUCGAGGGUUUUACAAGACACGAGCGUCGUCCUCCCGAGCAGUGAAAAAAAAGAGAUCUCAUGCCAAAGAUUACAUUUGGUCACCGAGUAAAAUGAAACAAAAGUUUUCCGCUUUGGGGUGUGUGUGUGUGUGGUGAGGGGUCGAUUUGCUGAUUAAAAACACGUUACAUCUAAAUAUAGCACGAUGCUAAUCACGGCUUUACAUCCCGCGAUGAAAACGUACUGAAUGUUGUGGUCCCGCAAGUCAGUGCGGCUGCUCCGCCUGGUCCAACAGAACCUCAUCUUCCGGCAGAACCGCAGGCACGUUGCUAGCCCUCAACUCAAACGCUGCGAAUCGUUUUGGAUGACAGCCGUUUGACACUUGGGCGCGCUGAGUACACUUGCAGGGUUCAAGUUUGUGCUCCCACGGCGCUCGGAUUGGGGUCCCUUUCAGCUCCCCGGUAAGGUUACGCAGCCCCCCAGCAGGCACAGGGCUGCAUGUGCACAGAGAGAGAGAGAGAGAGCACUUCCUCAUUGCGGACCAAUCGCGGAAGGAGACGGCCGUCAUGUGACUUCCCUAUUUCCACCCUCCCGAGUCUGUGUUGCUGUGUCCAGGUUGUGCUCUGCUGCGGAGAUGGUCGUUUUGAAAGGAAUACCGUCUAUCAUUUCUCCAGACCUGUUGUAUGCGUUGGCGAAAAUGGGUCACGGCGAUGAGCUAGUUCUUGCAGAUGCGAACUUUCCUACUUCCUCCUCGUGCCGGUGUGGGCCGGCUGAAAUCAGGGCUGAUGGCCUGCGUAUUCCAGAGCUCCUGGGAGCCAUAUUGAAGCUGUUUCCACUCGACACUUGCGUCCCUUGUCCGGCGGCCGUGAUGGACGUGGUGGACAGUGACAAGCAGAAAGGGGUGAAGGUGCAUGUGUGGGACGUGUAUCAGGAGCUUCUGCAUCAAGCUGGAUCGGAUAAACCUUUAGAAAAGCUGGAAAGGUUUGCAUUUUAUGAACGGGCUAAGAAAGCAUUUGCUGUUGUCGCCACAGGAGAGACCUCCUUGUAUGCUAACCUGAUCAUCAAGAAAGGUGUCAUAGGAGCGGAAGACUCCUGCUGACUGGAAAACUGCCUGUGACCUCAAGCUCAGGGUCCCGGGACAUCUUAAAAAAGUGAGGUUCUUGUCAGUCUGCAAGCAGGGAGAGGUUUUUUAAGAAAAGUUCAUUUGGUCGGAACCCGAAACAAGGCAAACAGUUACCUGCACAUUAAAUAAAAUCAGUCUUCUAACAUAUUCAAGGGAUGCACCAGUUUAUACAGUAUAUACAUAUUGUAACAUUGUUCAACAAAAGUUGUCUAAUGCAUUUGCAAUAAAUGUUUAGCUUUCUGGGGGGCAAGAGUUUCA
Lepisosteus oculatus (spotted gar) is the source of this 1990-nucleotide messenger RNA. RefSeq names its product fucose mutarotase (gene fuom). Gene Ontology annotation, molecular function: racemase and epimerase activity, acting on carbohydrates and derivatives; fucose binding. NCBI's taxonomy places the organism in Eukaryota, Metazoa, Chordata, Actinopteri, Semionotiformes, Lepisosteidae. Gene Ontology annotation, biological process: fucose metabolic process. The record is from RefSeq and is a predicted model, not a curated record.